Rhipicephalus microplus (southern cattle tick) is the source of this 4443-nucleotide messenger RNA. RefSeq names its product alpha-(1,3)-fucosyltransferase 10 (gene FucTB). The record is from RefSeq and is a predicted model, not a curated record. Gene Ontology annotation, molecular function: alpha-(1->3)-fucosyltransferase activity. Gene Ontology annotation, cellular component: membrane. NCBI's taxonomy places the organism in Eukaryota, Metazoa, Arthropoda, Arachnida, Ixodida, Ixodidae.
CUGAAGUGAGUGACUACAGACGGCUGCGAGCGCACGCUUGUCAUGAUAUGGUGGCUCUCUGCCUAGCCGACAAGUUCAGAUCGAGGCGGUUUUUACUUCGUAUCUCACUCGUUUUGCUAACCCUCGUCUUAUUUUCAUACGGUGUGUCUUACCUCCUAUUAUCGAACGCCGAGAACGAGCCGCUCUUCUACGGCCACUACCGAAGCGAUCACAGUCAUUACACGGGAGUGCCUCGGAAUGUUUCCGAUCCGAUCAUCCUGUGGUGGACACCAUUCACGAAACGAGCUGGUCACACGAGGACAUGUGGCCAAGAAAGAUGCUUCUUUACGGAAGACCGGAUAUUUUUCAACCAUACGAACUUGCAAGCGGUGAUGUUUUAUGGAAGUGAACUUGAAAUAGGGGACCUCCCUUUGCCCAGAAAAAGAAAUCAUGACUGGGCUCUACUUCAUGAAGAAUCGCCGAAGAACAACUUUCUUUUCUGCAUGCCUAAUGUUCUUGGCUGGUUCAAUCAUACUUCGACAUUCCGAAGAAACUCUGACCUUCCCCUGACUCUGCAAUAUCUUAACUAUAUUACUGACCUCACAAGCAAGGAAUUUUUUGUUGAUACGACCUCCAAGACAAGGGCGCGAACCAGCCAGUCACUGAUUGCCUACGUUCAGUCAGACUGCAACACACCAAUUGAACGCGACUCUUUUGUCUCAGAAUUAAUGAAAUAUGUAAGCAUUGACUCAUUUGGAAAGUGCAUCCACAACAAAGACCUUCCAAAAGAGCUGGUCAACGCAAUGGAUGCUAUGGACAACAAAGCCUUUUGGCGCCUUCUUGCAAACUACAAGUUUCACCUUGCGAUUGAAAACUAUGUCUGUGAGGACUACAUCACUGAGAAACUGUGGCGACCGCUAAUUGUUGGAUCAGUGCCUAUUUACUUUGGGUCACCAUCAGUGGUUGAUUGGUUACCGAACUAUGCCAACAGUGCCAUUCUUGUUGCUAACUACAGUGGCCCCGAAAAAUUGGCAGAGGCAAUCAAGCAAAUAGGUGGUAAUGACAUGAUGUACGAAAGUUUUCUAAGCCACAAAUUACACGGCAGAGUCACCAACAAGGCUCUUUUAAGUGCCAUGAAAAAUCGUAGGUGGGGCGUAAAUGACCCUCAAAGACCAAGUUUUGUGGAAGAAUUUGAGUGCCUCAUUUGCUCAAGGAUUUGGAAAAGGCUGAAGAACCCAGGUACUGCGAGUUUCAUUGCCAACGCUAGCCACUAUAGCUGUGACAUGCCUCAUGCCAUGCUAACGAGACAGACUGCGACUUUAUGGAAAGAUUUGUACAGGCAAGCCAAAACUGAAGCAGAAGUUUUCGAGGACCUACUUCUGGCUAACGUGGCCUUUGGUGGGAAGGAUGUUCAAAACAAGGUUUUGAGCUUGCUACAGGCACGAGCAUCACAUUCAAUGAAUUGAUCUUAUUGCAUCAAUAUUAAUAAGCUGUAGAUACACAUACCUUAAACAUAUUAACUCUGUAAAAGCACAUUAGCCUGUACUUUCUCUCCUUACAUGUGUUAUUGGCAAGACCAGCAAACCAUGCCAGCCAGUUGUUUAAGGCAAGAAAAUUAUAUUAGCUUGUCAGGUGUUUACUACUUGAAAAAAAAAAAUACUAAUAAGAUUGUCUCAUCCAACAUUGUGUUGGCCUGAAAUUGAUAUGAGCUUUUGCGUUGUUGUGGACUUCAGUGCAUGUGUAUAUUAUGUUGUAUGUAACUCCACACCACGCAAGGAGCUUUUGAAGCCCUCUCAGAGGCACAAUCUGUGACUUUAGCCGCACAUUGAAAAUCGCUAAAAAACAAACCUUGGCGACUUUUAACUAAGAGUUCAACCUGUACGACUGAUUUUUAAUUGGUCCAGGACAACAAUGAUGAGCUCGUUUGUCUCUUGCAGUGUAAAAAGUUUUUAAUAGUUUAAUGGUUUAAUAUAUAUCCGCAAUUUUUGCCAUCCGCAAUUUUUUGCAAAAUAACCUUUUUCUGUAAAAUGCACCUUUCCAACGAACGUUUUUUUCUCUAUUGCUUCAAAUGGUUUUCACCGAUUAGGCUGCAUUUUUAAGAAAAGCCACCUUUUGCAAGUUUUUUUUGUCUUUUUACAGUCCUUAAAAGAGUGAAGCAGCGAAUUACAAGUAUUAAGUAAAGGCCAUUGUGACUUAAUUAUGUAUAACAUGGGCAGCCUUUUCAAGGUCGUUGUCAUCCAGCUGAGUGUUAUGGUUAUGGAACCUCCUCCUGAAUGAAAGUUCCUAUACUUGUACGCAUUCAUGACUAUGGAAAGAUUGACACACAUGUAUGCAGCAUUGAUCUCCAUAUUUGUACGAUGCACUGCUUCUUGAACUGCUUCUUAAGCUGCUGUUUGUUAUCCUCACUUUUCAUCUAGCAGUGUCAGUGAUUCUGACAGCAAUAAGGUGAUGCAUGCAGACUGGAAACAGUGACGACUAAGCUAGUCUUUCUCGGAGCGCUAUCUGUUGCUGUAUACUAUCUGAAUCUAUGCAGUGUUUAACGGAGACUUUUAGAAAAUGUAUACAAUCACUCAGUCUCUGCGAAAUUUUCAACCUAGAUUGCUAGGAAACAGUGCCAGCGACAUUAAAUGAUAAUCGCACCCAAUGCAGUACUAGUUUCUAUCAAUGAUGCUUUCGUCGCCAAGAAAAUUUACCAUUUGUAGCUUGGCAAUUCACUUGGAAGUUGUAUAACCUCCAAGUUUCCGUGCUUCUUUUUUUAUAUGUUGAAGUUAGUUCUCAAUCCUGCUAAUAGGUAUGGCAUGAUGGCAUGCGAGCCUAAAGCCCCUAGAUAAAACAAGUUUCCAAGGUAGCGACACCCUCCCCUUUUCUUCCCGCUUGUUCCUGGAGCGCUCCCUAGAAGGUUCAAAACUCGUAAAAAAAGCGAAUGUUUUGGUUCAGUUGCUACAAUGAAUAUAUGUAAAUGAAACAAAAUGGAAGGAAAUGAGGUGUAGAAUAAACGGUUACCUAUAUGAAUACGAACGGUACAACACAAGAGCAAGUGGGAUGUGUGUUACUAAACUGGCAACGUUGUGCAGUUUCAUAUUUUACACCACCAGCCAUAGCGUCUCUCAUCUUGCAUCGUAGUUCGUCUAGUUCUCAGAAUGUGUUGUGUUCGUGCUGCGACACAGUGAACGCGAUUUUUGCAGUCCUGUCAGUGACUGCUGGGCGCGACGUGACGAGUGGUUAUAGCAGGCUUGUGCACACGCAAGGAAGAACCAUGGCCAGACUGGUGCGAAGGCUUGCCUAGCAGCACUGCGAUGACAGUUUUUUUAUAUGCCCGUUUUGACAAUCGUAAUGCCAGGCAAAUCUGAUGCAGUGUGCAGAACUUCCCGAAUCGGCGCAUUUCAGCUCCUUUAUGACAUGUUCUAGAGAAAGUGGCUCGAACUGGUCAAGUGUAAAAUGUUCUUGAAGGUGCGUUCAUUACACCCCUUCAGUUGCUCUGUACGUGCAUACACACAACUAUUUGUAACACCAGUCAUGCACUAGAUGCGCUGCUGGCGUUUCAACAAAAACCAACAAUUAAACUCGUUUUGCAUAUCCGUGUUAAUGGCGUUGCACGGAAGCAUUCGCAUUAAAUGUUUCAUAGCUACACUUUUUUCUAUUUAUUAAAUGUAUAUAAGGAGAGGUUAGAGCCAAUACGUGGCGCCGGCUACUCCUCUUCUCUUGCACAAAAGUUGACAUCGCCUAUUUGGUAGCAAACAAAACUAUACAUAUGAACAUAGCACAACACUUACGCAAUGAGACUGCAUUUUUCCAUACUAAAGUGUGUCUACACCACACAGAGUUUGUAAAAACAGAAUCAUGGCAAUUAAAGCGUCUCCAAAAAAACCUUUGUGAAAACAGUUCAGUACUUGAAAGACAUGGUCACCUUCGACAUUUUAGUGAACUUUCAUGUUUUGUGUGGACACUAAAAGCUACACUUCAUGGUGUGCGUUUCGGAUAGCACAAGGUACGUUCCAGAGAGCGAAACCGUUUUCUGUUAUUUUACUGCAACCCAGCAUUGUUGAAAAACUCGGAUGUUGCAGUGAACAUGCACCGCAAAACAAUCUAGGUUUACUGGGCACACCAACUGCAAUGCUCCUACUCUGCAGCUCAUCAUGUCCUGGCUACGACUUCGUCUUUGGUCACGGCAGAAAUCCGACUGGAGUCAUAUGCGUAUGCGUUUUGAACCUUUUGCGUGAUAAUAAAUAACAUUACCAACCCUUCGCAAGACUACAUGCAAGAAAAGCACCAAUUACAGACACGGAUGGCAGAGAAAAGGAGGGGUAAGCGAGUGAGUGAGGAGGACAGCAUGGAGAACAAUGAGUGACGCUACCUUGGCAACUUGUUUUAUCUAGGGACCUUAUUCGAGCCACGAUCAAGAGUGAAACAUAGCAGAAUGAAAUGAAUUAUUCAGAAAUAAAGCCCUCUACUGUUUUUUCUUGA